CAAAUCAUUAUGUUGGGGUAAACAUUCUCAUCUCCUAAACCAAGUUCUUAAAGUGCAAUGAGUGUGCCGCAAGCCAGAGGACCCCACAUGUAUGAGUGAGAGGAGAGAAGGCCUUCCUACCUUCGGAGCCAGAGGGAGAGAGGGAGCUGCUGUGCUGCCAUUAAUAACAAGGCCCUGACACGUUAGGGUUUCCAGGCGCCUGGCUGUCUUUUGGGCAAAUGGGUCUUGCGGUUUUGCAUUGGCAGGCAUUAGGAGGACUCCUUUUCCUUUUACUUUAAUAAGGUGUCAGUGGUUUUGGUCUCUUGUGUCUUGAGGGGUUUCAAUAUUUGGAAAUUUCUUUUAAGUUAAAUUAUUUAAGCAUCUCGUUUUGGGGGUUUCUGGGGCACCAGUUUGGAGGGGUUUACCUAAAUUCUCUGUCUGAAUUAGAAAGUUUGAGUUUUUAUUUAAUUUUUAAUUUUUUGUGGGGUUUUUGGGGUCAGGUUUGGGGAUUUUUGGAGGUGGGUAUUUGUAGUGGAGUUGUUUUGGAGGAAUUUUCUUGGAUUCAGAACUGGGUUUGUAAAGGAAUUCAUUUUCUUCUGUUAUAUCUGCUGGUUUUUUGGGUCAGUUUUUUCCAGAAAAUUUAGUGGGGUUCUGCAAAGAAAGCUGCAUUGUGGUGCUGUUGGGUUUCUGCUUUCGGCUUUUUUUCAGGGAUUUUUCUGGCUGAUUUGGGCUUUUACAGUGGUUUUUGAGGGAAAGUGCUUAUUGGGUAUCCGCUUUUGCUUGUAAAACUGCCCUGAUUUGGGCAGUUACUAGUGCAUUUUGCCUUGAGGGAUUUGUUUCUGCAGACUUGAUUAGCUUGUCUCUGUUGGGAAGUUGUUCUUGAAGUUCUUCUGUACUGCUUUCACUGGGAGAAAAAAUGGCUUGCGUGAAAUUGGGAUCUAAAACUGAUGCAUUCCAUAGACAAGGACAGGCCUGGUUCUGCACCACUGGGCUUCCUAGUGACAUUGUUGUUGAGGUUGGAGAGAUGUCAUUCCAUCUUCAUAAGUUUCCUUUGCUCUCAAGAAGUGGGGUUAUGGAAAGAUUGAUUUCUGAAGCAUCUGAAGGAGAAGAAGGAUGUGUCAUAACCGUCCCUGAUAUUCCUGGUGGGGCAAAAACAUUUGAAUUGGUAGCCAAGUUCUGCUACGGGGUGAAAUUUGAGCUUUCUGCCUCAAAUGUUGUCUACCUUCGAUGUGCUGCUGAGCAUCUUGAAAUGACUGAAGACUACGGGGAGGACAACUUAAUCACACAAACUGAAGCCUUUCUCAGUCAAGUAGUCCUUCGAAAUUGGAAAGACUCUCUAAAGGCGCUUCAGACUUGUGAUGAUAUUCUCCCUUAUGCUGAAGAACUCAACAUUACCAAAAGGUGCAUCGAGUCACUAGCCACAAAAGCAUCUACUGAUCCUAAUUUGUUUGGGUGGCCUGUCAGGGAGCAUGGUGGCCCCAUGCAAAGUCCUGGUGGGAGUGUCCUGUGGAAUGGGAUAAGUACAGGGGCUAGACCAAAGAAGUCAAGUUCAGAUUGGUGGUAUGAGGAUGCAUCAACCUUAAGCUUGCCUCUCUACCAGAGGCUGAUUUCGGUCAUGGAAUCUCGUGGCAUCAAACAGGAGAUCAUUGCAGCCUCAAUCACUUAUUAUGCAAAAAAGUACCUUCCUGGGCUGAAUCGGCGUCAAGGCAAUGAUUCUAGUACUCAUCUUAAACCAGUGUCCUUGGGGUCCCCACCAUCAGAAGAAGACCAGAAGCUCUUACUUGAAGAGGUUGAUCGGUUACUUCCAUUUCAGAAGCGUGUAGUCCCAACCAAAUUUUUGUUUGGUCUACUUCGAACAGCCAUGAUUCUUCGAGCCAACCCUUCCUGCAUAUCAAAUUUUGAGAAAAGAAUUGGCAUGCAGCUUGAUCAAGCUACUUUGGAAGAUCUUUUGAUGCCCAACUUCUCUUAUUCUAUGGAGACUCUGUACAAUGUUGACUGUGUGCAACGAAUUCUUGACCACUUCAUUGCCAUGGAACAAACAGGAGGAGUGUCUCCAUGUUCGGUCGAUGAUGAACAAUUGAUCGGGUCUUCAGGCCCUUCACUGACCCCAAUCACAAUGGUAGCCAAGCUUAUCGAUGGAUACCUUGCAGAGGUUGCCCCUGAUGUCAACUUGAAGCUCCCCAAGUUUCAGGCUCUUGCUGCUGCUGUUCCAGAAUAUGCCAGACCCUUGGAUGAUGGUCUUUACCGUGCCAUGGAUAUUUAUUUGAAGUCGCACCCAUGGUUGGUAGAGUCCGAAAGGGAACAGCUUUGCCGGUUGAUGGACUGCCAGAAGCUUUCCUUGGAAGCUUGCACUCAUGCUGCACAGAAUGAGAGGCUACCCUUGAGAAUAGUUGUUCAAGUUCUCUUCUUCGAGCAGCUUCAGCUUAGGUCGUCAAUUGCCGACUGCUUCCUGGUAUCAGAAAAUCUUGAUGGAUCAAGACAGUUAAGAAGCGGGUUUGCUAUGUCUAACGAGGGAGGCUGGGCCACUACCGUGAGGGAGAAUCAGGUUUUAAAGGUUGGGAUGGACAACAUGAGGAUGCGGGUAUCCGAGCUUGAGAAGGAGUGUUCGAACAUGAGACAAGAGAUCGAGAAGUUGGGUCGCGUAAAAGGGUCUAGCACGUGGGGAAACGUAUCAAAGAAAUUCGGGUUCAAGAUUAAGUCCCAGAUGUGCAGUGCUCAAGAGGGAUCCGUCACCAAUCAACACAACGCGAUUGAGAAAGUCGAGAAGCUAAAGGAGAGGCAUGGAAAGCAUAAGAAAGACUCUGUUAAAGAUGAAUAGUUUUGAAGUUUUUCCUGUGUUUAGCUGGAUAUUUCUUCGAUUUCGGUUCAGAAAGUAAGUUCCAACGUUUGCUUCUUUGUGCUAAUACACCUGUUUAGUCUUUUGCUGUAUGAUAUUCUGCCGUAAUUAUGUGUAGUGGCGAUGGACAAACGAAGUUACCUUGUAAUUUGGUUCUCAACAAAGUUCAUGAGAAAUUCAAAUGAUCUUUAUCAAUCAA
This is a messenger RNA of Malus domestica (apple), 3014 nucleotides long. Its product is annotated as BTB/POZ domain-containing protein At1g30440-like. The record is from RefSeq and is a predicted model, not a curated record. Lineage: Eukaryota; Viridiplantae; Streptophyta; Magnoliopsida; Rosales; Rosaceae. Gene Ontology annotation, molecular function: protein binding.